Messenger RNA from Suhomyces tanzawaensis NRRL Y-17324, 1302 nucleotides. It is a transcript of the gene ARG8, whose product is annotated as acetylornithine transaminase. Gene Ontology annotation, cellular component: mitochondrial matrix. The coding region runs from base 1 to 1302 and encodes 433 amino acids. Lineage: Eukaryota; Fungi; Ascomycota; Pichiomycetes; Serinales; Debaryomycetaceae. The transcript is spliced from 2 exons. The record is from RefSeq and is a predicted model, not a curated record. Gene Ontology annotation, biological process: arginine metabolic process. Gene Ontology annotation, molecular function: pyridoxal phosphate binding; transaminase activity; identical protein binding.
AUGUUAAGAACUGCCAUCAAGACUUGCAAGCCUCGGAACGCAGUGUCGGAUGCCUCAGACGAUUCCCACAGUGGAAAGUAUAUCAACACCAUCAGUAAGCCCUACUCGGUGACCACAUACGCCAGACCAAACUUGGUGCUAACCCACGGUAAGGGUUCCUACUUGUACGACUUGGAGAACCGUCAAUAUGUCGACUUCACGGCUGGUAUUGCUGUGACCUCUCUUGGGCAUGCCCACGAGGAAAUCAGCAACAUCAUUGCCGAACAAGCAAAGACUUUGCUCCACGUAUCCAACUUGUACUACAACUUGCCAGCUGGAGAGUUGGCCAACAAAUUGAUCACCAAAACCACCCAAUCAGGGGGCAUGAAGAACGCCCAGAGGGUGUUCUUGUGCAACUCCGGAACCGAAGCCAACGAGGCUGCCUUGAAAUUUGCCAGAAAGUACGGAAAGAGUAUCAGCGAUGACAAGGUGGAGUUCAUCACCUUUGAGAACUCAUUCCACGGUCGUACCAUGGGAGCCUUGGCGGUGACGCCAAAUGCCAAAUACCAGGCUCCAUUUGCACCCUUGGUAGCUGGUGUCAACGUGGCAACUGUCGGUGACCUCUCCAGUGUCGAGAAGCUUAUCAGCAAGGAGAAGACGUGCGCAGUCAUCAUAGAGCCAAUUCAGGGUGAAGGAGGAGUGACUCCUGUCGAGGAAGAGUUCCUCGUUGGAUUGAGAAAGUUAUGUGACGACAACGAUGUGUUGUUGAUCUACGACGAAAUCCAGUGUGGUUUGGGAAGAACGGGCAAGUUGUGGGCCCAUUCUCAUUUCGAGUCCGAAGCAGCCAACCCUGAUAUUUUGACAACCGCAAAGGCAUUGGGAAACGGUUUCCCAAUUGGAGCUACCAUCAUUACAGAAAAGGUCGAAAAGGUGUUAUCUGUGGGGGACCACGGCACCACCUACGGUGGUAACCCAUUGGGCUCCAAGAUUGGCUCCUAUGUCAUCGAUCAGCUUUCAGACCCCGAGUUUUUGUCCCAGGUCGAAGACAAGUCAGAAAAGAUAGUCAAGGGCCUCACCAAAAUCGCAGAAAAGUACCCAGAACACGUCAAUGCAGUCAAGGGUAAGGGUUUGUUGUUGGGCUUGCAAUUCAAGGACAACGUUCAGGCUGGCGACAUUGUCAACAAGUGUAGAGAACAUGGAUUAUUAGUGAUAACUGCUGGGUUAAAUGUGGUCAGAAUCGUUCCCGCAUUAAAUAUUCCUUCCGAUGCUAUCGAGGAAGGAUUAAACAUUCUCUCCAAGAGUGUGGAUGAGGUAAUUAAUUAG